Messenger RNA from Hermetia illucens (black soldier fly), 955 nucleotides. RefSeq names its product 39S ribosomal protein L10, mitochondrial (gene mRpL10). Gene Ontology annotation, molecular function: structural constituent of ribosome. The record is from RefSeq and is a predicted model, not a curated record. The transcript has 2 exons. Lineage: Eukaryota; Metazoa; Arthropoda; Insecta; Diptera; Stratiomyidae. Bases 137 to 913 code for a protein of 258 amino acids. Gene Ontology annotation, biological process: translation. Gene Ontology annotation, cellular component: mitochondrial large ribosomal subunit.
GUUGCUGGAAACAAUUAUUGACAGCAAGUGGCUGUCAACUCCUUGACGUUUUAGUGAGGAGGCCGGGUUUGUUGUCCUUUUGUAUUCCUCUCUGGUUGGUUUUCCGGUCUCUUGGGCUGUAAAAUAGAAGGCAGAUAUGUCGAAUUUCGCACAGAAAGCUCUACUCCAAGCUCGCCUUCCACUGGCAGAGUUUAGACGAUUUCGGGGCAAAAUCAAUAUUCAGCGUCCUCGGCAGCCGCACUAUGAACGAGCUCGCGUAGUAGCCGUUACAAAUCCCAUUUAUCCAGCGCCACCGACAAAUCAAAACUGUUUCAAAGAAUCUGAACAUAAACUCAAAACAAAAAUACACAACCCAUACAACGACAUAAUCGCUCGCGAAGUACGCAAUUGGUUCGAACAAUCGAAAAUGGUUGCUAUCUUCCAUGAGAAUUCAAUCACUUCCGAUGAUCUUUUCAAAGUACGAGUUGCGUUGCAUCGCGAGAACAUGCAACUGAAAUCCUAUGGGCUGGCUGUUAUUAAGAACGCCUUGGAGAAUACCAAAUUCGAAGCAGUUUUGUCAUUAUUUUGCUCGCAUCACUCUAUCGUUUUUUCAUCAGAAGCGAAAGUUGCUCGGUUGCUUAGAAUUACGAAAAGGACUCCGCAAUUAAUCUUAAUUGGUGGAAUAGUGGAAAAUACUCUCCUGAGCAAAAACGAAUUCACAAAUUUCGCUUCGAUGCCAAGUUUGCCAGUGGCACAGGCACAGCUUGUUUCUGUGCUGAACAGUGCAGCUGGUCAAAUUGUAAAUAAUUUAGAAUCGCAUCAGAAAUCCUUAGUGAAUAUGUUAGAUGCCCAUGCUAAACGGGAAGAUGGAACAGGAGACAGCAGUACUCAGUCAGGUUCAAGUGGAGAUAAUACAGAUGCAAAGAAAGAUUAGAAAUGAUAAUUUUAGUAAAAUAAAAUAUUAGACAAAUAUGAA